UAAGGGACCCGUCUUCUUCUCUCUCUUCUUUAGAAAAAGAACCCUAGCCAUAGCCACCUUCUCUUCUCUCCUCCAUAGCCUCCAGUCAGUCACCCCUCCCCUGUCUUCUCCGGCGGCGCGUCCUCCGAGCAGCGGCGGUAGCAUCCUUCCCCGACGAACACCAGACUCACAGCAAGCCCCGUUGUGCCUCUGUCCUCUCUCUCCGGCGACAAAUAGUAGGCCCGGACGCGUCUCCCCUGCAACGCGAACAUAGAUCUCCAUUUACAGCAAGGUUGGAUUUUGGAGUUUCAAAUUUCUCCAAUUUCUCUUCUCUCGGUGGAGUUCUUCAUCCAGCAGCUCCGAAAACCCCAAUUGCCGUAUCAAAACAUUUUCCAAAUUUCCAAAAUGAACAGGCUGUUGUUUUUCACUUUAAAUCUUCAACCGCUGUACCAGAGCCCCAAGCUUUUUCUGCAUCAUCAAUGGCGAGGAAUAGCCAAGGUUCGACUAAAGUGGGUCAAGAAUCGAAGCCUCGAUCACAUCAUCGACAUGGAGACCGAUUUGAAGGCUGCUUCCCUCCUCAAGGAUGCCAUUAAACGCUCCUCCACUGGCUUCAUCACAGUUAAAUCCAUCGCGGAUUGGCAAAAGCUGCUCGGCCUCACCAUCCCCAUUCUUCGAUUCAUCCGGAGGUACCCAACUCUCUUUCACGAAUUUCCUCAUUCUCGUUACGCUAAUUUGCCUUGCUUUCGUUUGACGGAAACCGCAAUGUUCCUAGAUCACCAAGAGAGUAGUAUACACCAAGUUCACGAGAGCGAUACUGUCGAAAGGCUCUGUAGAAUGCUUAUGAUGAUGAAAACUAGGGCUCUUCCACUUCAUUCGUUGCGUCCUUUGGAGUGGGAUCUAGGUUUGCCAUGUGGUUUUGAGAGAUCGUUGAUUCCUAAGUAUCCGGAUCAUUUUCGGUUAGUUAAGGCCCCAAAUGGCGACUGGUGUUUGCGGCUUGUGCAGUGGCGCGACGAAUUUGCAGUUUCUGCUUUGCAAAGGAGUAAUGAGAACUCUGAAUCCGGAGAUGCAUAUAGGCAAUUUAAAAGGGGGCGUACGACAUUGGCAUUUCCAAUGAGUUUUCCAAGGGGAUAUGGAGCUCAAAAGAAGGUAAAAGCUUGGAUGGAAGAGUUUCAGAAGUUACCAUACAUUUCUCCAUAUGAGAGCUGUAGGCAGAUUGAUCCCAAUAGUGAUCUCAUGGAGAAAAGAGUUGUUGGGGUUCUGCAUGAGCUUUUGAGCUUGACUCUUCACAAGAAGACUAAACGAAACUAUUUGAGAAGCUUGAGAGAGGAACUGAAUCUUCCCCAUAAGUUCACUCGAAUCUUCACCCGGUAUCCCGGAAUCUUCUAUCUCUCUUUGAAGUGUAAGACCACGACUGUUUCUAUUAGGGAAGGGUAUCAGCGAGGAAAGCUAGUGAACCCACAUCCUUUGGCAUCUCUAAGGGAAAAGUUUUAUCAUGUCAUGAAUACUGGAUUAUUAUACCGUGGCAAGGGUGCUGCAUUGAUAGCAAAAGAGGGCAUUUUGCUUGAUAACACGACCGAGGAGGUAGUGGAGGAUGGUUUGGAUGUCGAAUUGGAUGAGACGGGUGAUGAAUGCUUUGAAGAUGAGAACUCACAGGCAGAGGAAUCCGACUCAGAUUAAUAGAGUUAGAUAACUGGAUCCUCCCUUUGCUAUUUGCCAAGAAAAGGGGGCAAAAAUUAUUACCUCCUGGAUACAUAUGAGAAAUGUGAGCAACUCUUUUCCUAGAUAUUUUAUUAUGUAUGCUGUUAUGCUAAAGUCUUCUUGAAGUUUUCUUUCUUCUUUGAUACAAUACAAGUACAAGUUUUUCUUUAUAUUUUAUGUUCAGCACUUACCUAGGAGGACCUAAAAGAUUAGGACAUUAGGGAGCAAUCGUCGUGGUUUCGGUGGAUCGUGUGAUAUCCCUUUGUUUGAUUGCAGUUUCAUCGGUAGAUACGUAAAUUGAGGGAUCAACGUUGUCCCAUGCAACUCAGUGCUGUAUAGUUUGUGGUAAAGACAUAAGCUACGGAGGAAGGAGAUGAAUUGUAGAGACGCAGAUUUGGAAAAACGGUGCUAUCCACUUCUCCCGACUAGGGUAAAGAAAUGCAAGAGCUUUGCAAUGUAAGAAACAAGUCAUGAUGAUGACAUUCAUGCUAAACUUGAUUCAGCAGAAAGUUGAAAAAGGAUGUGGAUGGUAAAGGAAUUUUAUAUUUGUCAUUUGUUUGUAUGGGAUGGGAAUCGGUUCAGUUUUAUUCCUGUUUAGUUGCAUUAAAGGCUUCUCUUCUCUAAAGUAGGAGAAGGUGACACAUUGAGAUACAUUUUGUUGGCUUUUUUUUUUUUCUCUGUUUUGAAACCAUAUCCAGAAAUUUAAUCGUUUGCUUGUAAAUUCUGAACAAUGUUGAGACAACCUAAGCUAUACAUGACUUUUUACGA
This is a messenger RNA of Momordica charantia (bitter melon), 2445 nucleotides long. RefSeq names its product Ubiquitin carboxyl-terminal hydrolase family protein. The record is from RefSeq and is a predicted model, not a curated record. Gene Ontology annotation, molecular function: RNA binding. NCBI's taxonomy places the organism in Eukaryota, Viridiplantae, Streptophyta, Magnoliopsida, Cucurbitales, Cucurbitaceae.